AUGGGUGGUGUAAUAUCCUUCAUUUCAUUGCGACAUCAUAAUGAGAGUCAUAUGGUUCCAAGUAAACAGGUUCGUACUAGGAAUGGUGUUGUUGAAGGGUUCAGAAUCAAAAUUGAUGAUGAGAAAGAAGUCGACUUGUAUCUCGGAAUACCGUUCGCCAAACCACCAAUCGGCAACCUCCGUUUUAAGAAUCCAGAGCACACAGAAGACUGGGAUGGUGUCCGAAAAUGUGUUCGAUUUGGACCAAGAGCCCCACAAGCCGACUUCUUCUGGGAGAGGUUCACCCUUGGGGUCGGAAAAAGUGAAGAUUGCUUAUAUUUGAACGUUUUCUCGCCCACAUGGAAAGCAGAAGAAGUUACUAAUGGGCUUCAUCCAGUUAUGGUCUACGUGCACGGGGGUGGUUUUUUGAUUGAUUCAGCGGUGAAGUAUGGAGACGAAGGAAUUGCUAAAUAUCUAUGCCGUCAUGGAGUGGUUGUCGUCACAAUUCAAUAUAGAUUGGGCCUCCUCGGAUUCUUCUCCACCGGUGACCAAGUUUGUCCAGGGAAUUUGGGGUUGUGGGAUAUGACUAUGGCUUUGCAAUGGGUUCGCGACAAUGUUCAUGCUUUCGGAGGAGACCCCAGAAAAGUGACAGUUUUUGGACAGAGUGCAGGAGGUGUUAGUGUGGAUUUACUUGCACUCAGUCCACAUUCGAGAGAUCUUUUUCACCAAGUUGUUCCAAUGGCCGGAAAUGGUGAAUGUGAAUGGAGUACCGUGGGAAAAGACAGGCUGUUCAAUGCUUGCAGAGAUUUUGCUUACAGAAAGUGUUGGGACGAAAAACAAGAAAAAGAUGAAAACGCUAGUGAGAGCAUGCUUGCAUUCCUCCGAACAAAGAAAGACAAAGAGUUUGAGAAAAGAUUGCUCACUAGAAAAGGUGUUGACGUCUCAAAAAUUGGACUCGAUUUGGCACCAGUCAUCGGAAGCAAGCCGAGUGAUUUUCUUCCGAAGAGUAUUGAAGAACUGAGAAAAGAAGCCCCAAAAAAGAAUAUAAUGGUCGGCACCUGUGAACACGAAGGGCUGCUAUUUGCUAGUCUCGGGCCAAGCAACUUUGAUGAAAAGGGAAUCGACAAGUUGCUGGCACUCUUGAUCACUGAAGAAAAUCAUGAAGAUUUUGAAGAUUUAAGGAAGGAAGCCAAACAAAUCUAUUUGAAGAAGGAUUCAGAAGAUGAGGAUGAUAAGGUAGCAGCAGCAAAAGGAUAUAUUAAGUUGUACAGCGACUUAUUCGUGAAUAAUGGUACAUACAACUAUGCAGAGAAGAUGACAAAACUUGGAAAUAAAGUUUACAUGUACUCAUUCGAUUAUUGUAAUCCAAGAAGUUUUGGAAUUCUCUCCCUUCGUGCUCCAUUCAGAGCUGCCACUCACUGUACCGAACUCGCAUACAUUUUUGGAGUUUCAAUUGUUUUCAAUUACAAGUACAAUGAAGCUGACAAAACGAUGCUAGACUUGAUGACAAGAAUGUGGACGAAUUUUGCAAAAUAUGGAAAUCCAAAUGGUCAGUAUGAGGACUCCACAGUUUUCGAUUUCAAAUGGGAACCGACCAAUAAAGAACAGUUGACCCAGUUUCUGGCUAUCAAUGAAACGAAAUGCGAGAUGCAAACAGUCUAUCAAGACAACAGAGCAGAAUUCUGGAAGAAAAUCAAAAUCAGUUCGAAGAAUGUAUAA
Messenger RNA from Caenorhabditis remanei, 1698 nucleotides. RefSeq lists its product as uncharacterized. The transcript is spliced from 10 exons. The record is from RefSeq and is a predicted model, not a curated record. The coding region runs from base 1 to 1698 and encodes 565 amino acids. NCBI's taxonomy places the organism in Eukaryota, Metazoa, Nematoda, Chromadorea, Rhabditida, Rhabditidae.